Messenger RNA from Botrytis deweyae, 1761 nucleotides. RefSeq lists its product as uncharacterized. The record is from RefSeq and is a predicted model, not a curated record. NCBI's taxonomy places the organism in Eukaryota, Fungi, Ascomycota, Leotiomycetes, Helotiales, Sclerotiniaceae. The transcript has 6 exons. Gene Ontology annotation, biological process: transmembrane transport. Bases 1 to 1761 code for a protein of 586 amino acids. Gene Ontology annotation, molecular function: transmembrane transporter activity.
AUGGUUGAAUCCACGAAAACUCCGGACUUGGAGACUUCCACAAUCUCACCCGCAAGAUCUCCCAAUACCAGUGCUUCCGAUCUUCCUGUCAGUAUGCAGGAGAAGCCUGCCGCCGCAGAUGCCGUCGUCGAAGCAAAAAUCGAAUUCAAACCAAGCACAACCUUCAUCCUUGCUUUCUCCUCCAUAUGUCUCAUCACUCUCGCCGCCGCACUUGAUGCCACCUCUCUCAGUAUCGCCCUGCCAAUCAUCACCGCGAAACUAAAAGGAUCAGCUAUUGAAGCCUUUUGGUCUGGCACAUCGUUUUUACUCACUUCUGCGGUAUCUCAGCCUGUUAUCGCGGGGUUAAGCCAUGUUUUUGGCAGAAAGGAAUUAUUACUUGGUUCGGCUAUAUUAUUUGGUAUCGGGAGUAUCUUGGCGGCUGUGGCAAAGAAUUUUACUUUGAUGCUGGUGGGUAGAAGUGUUCAAGGCAUUGGAGGAGGAGGAAUCUUGUCUCUGGGUGAGAUUCUCAUCACAGAUUUGGUUCCUCUUUCUGUUAGAGGUGCUUAUUUUGGUUAUAUGGGUAGUAUUUGGGCUAUCGGAAGUGUUGGUGGUCCAUUGAUGGGUGGUGCUUUCGCAGAAAAUGUCUCUUGGAGAUGGAUCUUCUGGAUCAAUAUUCCCAUCAUUGUCUCCGGAGCAAUCGCAAUUAUUCUAUUCCUGAAAAUCACACGUACGCCAGGAAAUCUAUUAGCCAAAGUCGAAAGAUUCGAUUGGUUUGGUUCCGUCAUCUUUAUUUCUUCAACAAUAUCUUUCUUGAUUCCUAUUACAUGGGGCGGUGUAAUGUACGCUUGGGAUUCGUGGAGAGUACUCUUCCCUCUCCUAAUUGGCGUCGUAGGUUUAAUUGGUUUCUCCUUUUAUGAAAAAAGACUCUCCGAUCGUGCAUUCGAUUCCGAAGGCGAACUCCUACCGGGAGAUAAUAUCCAGCCCAUAAUUCGUUUCAGUAUCUUCGGUACAUGGUCAGCGAUUUCCAUAUACUUUCAAACAAUGAUGCACGGAAUGGUUCUUUGGUCUUUGCUGUAUUAUCUUCCCUUGUAUUAUGAGGCUGUUCAGGGAUAUACACCCAUCAUCUCUGGUGUAGCCAUCUUACCCGAAACUAGUUUCGUUGCUCCCAUGUCAAUAGUAGUCGGUGUCCUUGUUGCCAAAACAGGUCGCUACAGAUGGGCACUCUGGUCCGGUUGGUCUCUCGCAACUUUCGGUUCAGGACUUCUCUAUCUCCUCAAGCCAUCAACUUCAAUUGUGCAAUGGGUAUUCCUCAAUGUUCCCAUCGCAAUCGGUACGGGAAUGUUAUUCCCAGCCAUGUCACUUGGGAAUCAAGCCGCUUCCCGUCCUCAGGAUGCAGGCCACGCAGCUGCUUUCUACUCGUUUGAUCGUGUGUUCGGUCAAGCGAUUGGUGUUGCCAUCGGGGGUGUUGUGUUUCAAAAUCAAAUCAAGGAGAAACUUCUCGCCUAUCCACUUCUUGCUAGCAUGGCAACAGAAUACAGUAAGGAUGCAACGGCAUUGGUGCAAUUGAUUCAGAAUAUGGACGACGGAUUGGAAAAGACUCAGUUGAAGGGGGCGUACGCGGAUAGUUUAAAAAUGAUUUGGAUUGUCAUGUGUGCAUUGUCUGGAGCGGCGCUGGUGUCGAGUUUAUUUGUCAGAGGAUAUAGUUUGGAGGUGGAGCAUAAGACGUUGCAGGGGUUGAAGGAGGAGAAGAAGGGGGAUAUGGAGGCGGUGGGGAAGAAAUAA